AUGCACCCCAGUCGUGGCGACUCAACAGACGACGACGCGACAGUGGACGACCCUUUAGUCAUUCAACAACACGUCACCAAAGAGGCUGUAAAGCGGUUGGUCACGCUCGAGACACUUAAUCUUUCUUUUGCUCUCGGGAUGCGGUUUCAAGACGGGCGGUCAGAGACGACAACGCUUGCAAAUUCCUUCAUUCCCAAUUGUCCAAUGACCUUUCCAAAGCCAAACGACACAGACGAGGAGUUCGAGAAACUGCGGAUACUUUUCAUCACGCGUGUCGACCAAAAUUAUGAGGACAAAUACACUUUAGUCGUCGUAUACAUUUUCAACCUCGGUAUUUUGCUCACACGGAUCAAGGCGCUUCUCGCCCUCAAAGCACCUAGGGGAAAAAUUUGGGAAGAAAAUUUCGUGAGGCAGCAAACAGCAAUUCAAAAGUGGUCUUCUCGUCUCAAAAUUUUGUUGCAAACAAACUUUUUAUAUUUCAUCAACACGCUCCUCAGACUCGGUCCAGACACUUUGUUCGACUUCGACAACGAGUUCAGGAAGAUACUGGAUUUCUUCGAAUGGAAUGAGUCCGUCAAAAACAAAUGGUUCAUCAACCUCUGCCUUACACUUCAUUGA
Entamoeba invadens IP1 is the source of this 618-nucleotide messenger RNA. RefSeq lists its product as hypothetical. The transcript has 2 exons. Bases 1 to 618 code for a protein of 205 amino acids. NCBI's taxonomy places the organism in Eukaryota, Evosea, Mastigamoebida, Endamoebidae. The record is from RefSeq and is a predicted model, not a curated record.